Papaver somniferum (opium poppy) is the source of this 779-nucleotide messenger RNA. RefSeq names its product monothiol glutaredoxin-S7-like. The coding region runs from base 290 to 601 and encodes 103 amino acids. The record is from RefSeq and is a predicted model, not a curated record. The transcript has a single exon. Lineage: Eukaryota; Viridiplantae; Streptophyta; Magnoliopsida; Ranunculales; Papaveraceae.
CAUUGUAAGCUCAAAAAACACAUUCAAAAACAGUUUGCUAAUCUAAGCUUUCUCUUGCAACCCAUUUUCAUCAAAUUGCUUUUUGAAAGUCUUUUACUUCUGAAUUCCCGCAUUUUGCCUUAUUUUCCAUCAGUUUCUUUCUUUGGUAGAUGUAAAUUAACAACUGACAUUUAUAUCCGAAGUACGUGGUUAUUUGCAUCAGGGAAAAAACAUACCCUUAUAUAACAGUGCUACUGUACUAGUGACAUUUUCUUCGCAGAUAGCAGUAAUUUGAGAGAUCGUAUUCGAAAUGGAGAGAGUUGCAAGGCUAGCUGGACAAAAGGCAGUGGUCAUAUUCAGUAAGAACUCGUGUUGUAUGAGUCAUUCAAUAAAGAGUCUUAUUAUUUCCGAACUAGGUGUUAAUGCAGCCGUUCAUGAACUUGAUGAAGACCCAAAGGGAAGAGAAAUGGAGAGAGCACUUAUAAAGAGAGGGUGUAACCCUGCCGUCCCUGCUGUGUUCAUCGGCGGUGAAUUGGUUGGUGGUGCUAGUGAAGUCAUGGCACUUCACCUUAAUGGCUCACUAACUCGUCUUCUUAAACGUGUUGGUGCCCUUUGGCUGUAAUCAGAAGCCUUCGGCAAAAAAACUUGCACUCAUGAUCUUAUGAUAUAUGUGCGUGAAUGGAGAAUUACUAGCUAUAUAUAAUAAGUUUUCGGCUAUGUAAAACAUCUAUAUUUAGUUAAAAAUGCAUGUGAUAAUCAUGUUUUAUGAGGAAUAAAGUUUAAGUUUAAAUUGCUAGUUA